CGCCCUAGUGACCGCCCACAGGCUGUCGCGGGCGGUUAGGUCCGGCGGGAACCCUUCAUUCACUGGCCCGCCUACUAUGACGAUCACCUACAGCUGCAUUGCGAAUGGCCGAGUGGUCCUUGCGGAUCUGGCCUUGACCGGUGGCUCCUAUCAGGAAACAGCAGCAACAGUGCUUAGACUAGUGCUUCUUAGAGCUGAACCAAAGACCAUAAUUCAAAUGGGAAGCUUUAUCUAUCAUAGUCUCUUUAUCGAUGGAAUCACUUACCUAUGUGCCUCAGAUAAUGCCUUGGAUACUGUAACACCAUCUGCAUUUCUUAAAAGUGUUAGUGAUACUUUUCUGAGAAAUCCUUUGAAGUCACAAGAUCCGUUUUUUCCUUCAAAUGCAGUUGCAGAUUUUCAACAAGUAUUAGGAAAGUAUAUGCUGCAUCAGGGAUGCAGCUUUUUGCUGGCUGUUGGCUGGAGGACACCUACAGGUCCUUGAGACUGAUAGCAGUUCCUUCCCACCCAAGAUGAAAUACAAUAAAAAUCAAGAUGACAGCUCGAUAUCCACACUGAGGAGUCAAGUAACUGAUGUAAAAAAUGUUAUGUCCCAAAAUAUUGAUAAAAUGUUGGAAAGCGAAGAACGAUUGAAUAUCUUCACCGACAGAACAGGCGAUCUCCAAACAACUGUGAGUGAUGCACACCUGUCUUGGUAUCCAAACAGUAAUCUAAACCAUAGGAUUAAUGCCCUUGAGACAAAUCACCAAAAGCAAAAACAUACCGUGGGUACUAUGAGAUAAUCCUAUGUCAUCACACUAUAGCUUUAUCAAAAAAUUAUUGGAAUACAACUAAAAUAUUUUUUUAAAUUGUAAAACAAUCCAAAUUUUUAAAAAAACAUUUAAGUAGAAGAUGAUUAUUUGCAUAACAGAAGGAUUUAUUACAUUAAGAAACAGAUUAGUCAACAAAUAAAUUGCAAGAGAAAAAAGAGAAAGAGAACUUACCAAAAAAAAUGGACUUAGAAGGUAUAACAGUUAAAUGUGUGGUCCUUAAUAGAUUUUGAUUCAAACAAAUUUACAACUUCAUGAGACAAUUAAAUAUUUUAACUCUGGCAGGAUAGUAGAUGACAUUAAGAAAUAUUAACUUUUUAGGUGUGGUCAUGGUAUUGUAGUUAUGUUUUUAAAGUAGCCAUUAUUUGUUAGAGAUACACACUAAAAUAUGAAUAAAAUUAUGUAACAUCUGAGGUAUUUGCUUCAGAAUAGUUCAAGAGUAGGGGAGAAGAAUGGGGUAUAAAUAAAACAAAAUUGGCCAUAGAUUGAUGAUUGUUAAAACUGGAUGUUGAGUAUAUAAGGCUCAUUUUACUGUUCUGUCACCUUUUAUGUGUGUUAAAAAUUCUCUAUUAGAAAAUAGUUUUAAAGCAAUCACUAAGGAUUGAUUAGUUCCCUUAGAGCAUUUUAAAAUUUACUUUUACAGAUCUUUUCUAGAAACAGCCACAAUGUAAAGCAAAGUAUACACACUUUACUCACCAAGUUCUAUUGAUUCUACCUCCUAAAUCAUUUUUGGUCUUAGCCUCAUUUUUUCACUUUUAAAAUCAAUUUAUUGAGGGAUUAAGAAGUAAAAAUUGGCAGUUACAAAGGGUUGUAAAAGGAAUUAGUCAGUAAUACUGUAAUAACUAUGUAUGAUGUCAGAUGGGUAUUAGACUCAUUGGGGUGAUUAACUUUGUAAGGUAUAGAAAUGUCUAACCACUAAGCUGUACAACUAAAACUAAUAUAAUAUUGAAUGUCAACUGUAGUUGAAAGACAAAACAAAAAUCUAUUAGGUUAUUAUUUAUAUAUAAUAAAUAACAUUCACCCACUUUAAGUAUGAGUUUGAUGAGUUGUGGUAAUUGUCUUCAGUUGUGUAACCACAUUCAAAUGAUAGAAUAGCUCUUUCAUCCUAAAAUCUUCCUCGUGCUCUUUGCAGUUGACUCUCUCCCCACCCCUAACCCCAGCCAACCAUUGAUUUGCUUUCUCUCACUGUAGUGUUGCCUUUUAUAGAACUUCAGAUAAAUAGAAUUAUAUAAUAGUCUUCUAUAUUUGACUUCUUUCACUUAGUGUAAUGUUUUUGAUAGUAACUCAUUUUGUUGCAUGUGUUAAUAUUUUAUUCCUUUUCGUUGCUGAAUAUUAUUCCAUGGAAUGGCUAAAUCUCUUUUAAAUCUACUUUCUGCCCAUCCCAGUGCCACUCACUCUCUCACUCCAAGAUCUGUUAUCUCUUGUCUGACUAUGGUAAUCCCUGAAUUUAAUUGUUCUCCCUAUUUCUGGUUCUCCUCCACUCCAGUCAUCCUCCAUACUGACACUAGAAUAUUUAUUUAAAUGGAAGUAUGAGCAUUUUCUAUAGCCUUCUUAAAACAUUCUGGUGGUACAGCUUUGUCCUCGCAGGGUAGAGUCCAACCUCUUUAAUAUAAAGAGCUUUAUUCUGACUAUAUUGCCAGUCAUAUGACCCAGAUAUGCAGUUUAUAAAUCUCAGUAAGAAAUUGUUUGUAGUUUGCAAAAUACAUGUUACAUUAUUUCACACCUUUACAGACACUGUUCCCUCUCUUUUUCCUUGCCCUGGAAAACUUGCACUCACCCAUCAAAACCCAACUCAAGACUCCUCACCAGGCUGUGUUUAUCAUUCACCAAAUAUCUGUUGAAGAUCUACUGUCUGCCAGGCAUUAUCUAGGAUUACAGUUGUACUUUAUGAGUUACAGCACGAGUUCAGAUAAUCCUGUUCAAGCCAUUUAAAUUCAUUCAAUAUUCAUUAAUAAACAUUCCAUAGAGCCUAUUAUGUACAAGAUAUUAUGCUGGUCAUUUUCAGGAGUAAAAGAAUAAAAUAAGACACACAGUUUAAUCUACUGCAGGAGACAGAUUUAUAUAAACCUAACUGCAAUAUAAAGUAUGUAUUAGUGUCAUAAUAGAUGGAUAAAGCAUAACAGCCAAACAGUGGAGAACUGAUAGUAUCUACAGUCUUACAGAGCAUUUUGAAAUUGCAGUCAUAAAAUUCCACAAUUAAUAUUACCUCAUUCUGUUAUAUUAGAAAGCAUGUAUGAUAUUUAAAUACUGUGUGUCUCAGAGCCCAUAGUUAGGAAUCCCAAGAAAAUUAAACUAUUUUAUUAUGAAAUAUUUAUUGCAAGCAUGUAAAAAAGUUUUUAGAAUAGUUAAUAGCAUUGUAAUCAUCAACCUGCUUUAUCUGGUCUUAAUAUUUUGCCACAUCUGACUUGGCCUUUGUUUUUUAAAGAAGUAAAAUUAUAAAUACAAUUAAAGUCCUCUGUGCACCUUUCCCAAGCCCAUUCCACUCCCUCACCAAAACCACUAUUGUGAAUUUGAUAUGAAUCAUUUGUAUGCAUUUUUUUAUUCCUCUGCUAUAUAUGUAUAGUUAAAUAUGUAUCUAUUAUUGGUUUGCAUUUUUAACUUUAUGACAUUAUAAUUAAUGUACAUAUCCUUCUGUGACCUGAGUUUUUAAUUCAACAUUGUUUUUGAAAUGUAUUCAUUUUGAUACACUU
Molecule: messenger RNA, 3496 nt
Organism: Pteropus alecto (black flying fox)
Lineage: Eukaryota; Metazoa; Chordata; Mammalia; Chiroptera; Pteropodidae
Product: vesicle-associated membrane protein 711-like
Exons: 6
Coding region: 77-481 (134 amino acids)
Biological process (GO): exocytosis; vesicle fusion
Cellular component (GO): membrane; SNARE complex
Molecular function (GO): SNARE binding; SNAP receptor activity
Source: RefSeq, a predicted model, not a curated record